Messenger RNA from Saccostrea cuccullata (small rock oyster), 1223 nucleotides. RefSeq names its product glycerol-3-phosphate dehydrogenase [NAD(+)], cytoplasmic-like. Gene Ontology annotation, molecular function: glycerol-3-phosphate dehydrogenase [NAD(P)+] activity. Lineage: Eukaryota; Metazoa; Mollusca; Bivalvia; Ostreida; Ostreidae. The annotation marks the transcript as partial. Gene Ontology annotation, cellular component: glycerol-3-phosphate dehydrogenase (FAD) complex; cytosol. The record is from RefSeq and is a predicted model, not a curated record. The transcript has 5 exons. Gene Ontology annotation, biological process: carbohydrate metabolic process; glycerol-3-phosphate metabolic process.
AACAUUGUGGCAGUAGGGGCUGGUUUUGCUGAUGGUUUGGGCUACGGUGACAACACAAAGGCAGCUGUGAUCAGACUAGGUCUCAUGGAAAUGAUCAAGUUCUGUGAAGUCUUCUAUCCAGACUCCAAUCAGUCUACCUUUCUGGAGAGUUGUGGAAUAGCUGAUCUUGUCACCACUUGUUAUGGAGGCCGAAACAGAAGAGUAGCCGAGGCUUUUGUUACAACUGGAAAGUCAAUAGAGACGUUAGAAGCUGAGAUGCUGAAUGGUCAGAAGUUACAAGGCCCACCCACAGCUUAUGAAGUCAAUUACAUGCUUAAGAGUAAAAACAUGGAAGAUAGGUUUCCAUUAUUCACUGCCAUACAUGAUAUAUGUAAAGGAAAACUGGAGGCCAAAAAGUUCAUGGACUGCUUAAAGAAUCACCCAGAACAUAUGUUGCAUAAACAUCGCCUUUAGAUUAUUUCUACGAGCUUCUGGGAAUGACUUUUAUCCGCUGCUUCUACUUUCCUUUCUAGUGCAUGUGAUCUUCAUUGUAUAGCAAGCUUAAAAGUUUAAAAUAUGCAUGUUUUCAUAUAGGCUAAGCUUUCAUAUUUGUUUGUUUUAUUUCUGUCUCUGUUAUUUAUUAUUUGUUUAUGCAUGCUGAUAUGCUGGCUUUUAUAUUAUUUAUCCCGAUGCCUACCCUGUUUUCUAUAUCUGGCUAUGCUUUUUAGUCUUCUAGUAGGCCUGCUUAUUGUGAAUUGAAACAAGUUUAAACCUACAGUUUAAGAUAGAGAAAGUCAUACAAACGUUUUAUUAUUAUCAGCAAUUUUAUUUGAUUAAAAGGCAAUAAAGAUUUAAAAGAAAUAACUCACACAUCUGACACAGCAAUGAUUAUUAAUUAUUUGUUGACUAUCUGUAUUUAUAAAAUUUAUCUAAAUUUAUCUCUAUGUGGUUGUGUUAAGUAAUUUAAAGCAUUUUGUUGCUAUGUAACGCACCAGCAAAUUUCAAGCAGCAAAUAAAGUUUCACCAUGGCUUGAUUGCAAGUUCAUCAAUUUUUACCAACUUGCUUCUUCAUAUUCAUUAUGAAUAUAUUUUGUGUCGCAUUGUUGUAUAUAUACUUCUCAAUGACUGUUAGAUAUUAUAUGAUAUACUUAAGGAUGAUUGAGGUAUAACCUGGUAGUAUUAUGUUAAUUGUUGCUGUCAUGUAUGGAAUGUGGGGAAAAUAAAAGAUAAUUAUAUGUACUGCA